GAUUCAUGUAAAUGUAAAAAAAACAAACAACUGUUAAGAACUAAGAAACCAAAACGUGGACAACAAAUCUACCAACGUGCUUAUACUCCAAAUUCAUCUUUCCUAAAAGCAAACAAAUUUCUUUUUGAUGUUAAUACCAAGUUUGAUUAUAAUAGCAAUUUUGAAGGAACGUUCUCUUAUACUUUCUGUAGUGCUUGUAAUAGUAAAUUUCAAC
Molecule: messenger RNA, 214 nt
Organism: Funneliformis geosporum
Lineage: Eukaryota; Fungi; Glomeromycota; Glomeromycetes; Glomerales; Glomeraceae
Source: the annotation of a GenBank genome assembly